Messenger RNA from Exophiala aquamarina CBS 119918, 1308 nucleotides. Its product is annotated as ubiquitin-activating enzyme E1 C. Gene Ontology annotation, molecular function: NEDD8 activating enzyme activity. Gene Ontology annotation, biological process: protein neddylation. The record is from RefSeq and is a predicted model, not a curated record. Gene Ontology annotation, cellular component: nucleus; cytoplasm. Bases 1 to 1308 code for a protein of 435 amino acids. The transcript is spliced from 2 exons. Lineage: Eukaryota; Fungi; Ascomycota; Eurotiomycetes; Chaetothyriales; Herpotrichiellaceae.
AUGGCAGUUCCAAUAUCAAGUCUGCUGACCAACGGGGCUGCAACUGAGCCACGGGAUCGCUGGACUUAUCUCGACAAGGUAUUGUCGACAACAUCUCCAUAUGCAGGAGAAGAAUUUGUGCCCGGUCAGGAGACCAUCAAUGCACUUGAGACCUCAACCGUUCUGGUCAUUGGGGCUGGUGGCCUUGGGUGCGAAAUUUUGAAGAACCUCGCAUUAUCUGGAUUUAAAGAUAUCCAUGUUAUUGACAUGGACACUAUCGAUGUAUCAAAUCUGAAUCGACAAUUCCUUUUCCGUCAAGCAGAUGUUGGCAAAUCAAAGGCUGAAGUGGCGGCAGCUUUCGUCGAGAAGCGUGUCCCCGGAGUGAAGAUCACGCCAUACAAUGGCAAAAUUCAAGACAAGGACGAAGAAUAUUACAUGCAGUUCAAGCUAGUGGUAUGCGGGCUUGACAGUAUUGAAGCUCGACGAUGGAUCAACGCAACACUUGUAGACAUGGUCGACAUGGAGAAUCCUGAAUCGCUCAAACCUCUCAUCGAUGGUGGAACGGAAGGCUUCAAAGGUCAAGCACGUGUCAUUCUGCCGUCCCUCACAUCCUGUAUCGAAUGUCAAUUGUCUAUGCAUGCACCUCGCGCGGCUGUUCCGCUCUGCACACUGGCCACCAUUCCUCGACAACCCCAGCACUGCAUCGAAUGGGCCCACAUAAUCGCAUGGGAAGAGCAGCGGAAAAGCGACCCCCUCGAUACUGAUGACCCGGAACAUAUUACCUGGCUCUACACCAAAGCUCUCGCUCGUGCCAAAGAGUUCAACAUUCCAGGUGUCACAUACUCGAUGACGCAAGGUGUGGUUAAAAACAUCAUACCAGCAAUUGCCAGCACUAACGCCAUCAUCGCCGCCUCGUGCUGCAAUGAAGCACUGAAGAUCGCCACAUCCUGCGCACCGUUUCUCGAAAACUACAUGAUGUACACCGGCGACUCAAACGAAGCGGGGCUCUACACGUACACCUUCGCAGCCGAGAAGAAGGACGACUGUCCGGUGUGCGGCAACCUGGCGCAAAACAUCACCGUCGACCCAGAGAGCACGCUCGGAGACUUCCUAUCCAGUCUAGCUGAGAGAGCAGAAGCGCAGUUGAAGAAGCCAAGCAUUCGUACUGAAGCAAGGACGCUCUACGUGCAAGCACCAAAGAGCCUGGAAGAGCAGACGAGACCGAAUCUAGCAAAGAAGCUGAAAGACUUGGUGGGUGAUGGUGAGGAGGUGGGUGUGUCUGAUCUGGCAUUUCAGAUCUCGUUUAAAUUCCGACUGAUAUUCAAGUGA